CUGAGGUCAUUUCAGUUCCAAGGGUUGCUUGUGGUCCUUCGCCUGAAGAAGGGAAAGUUAUAAAGCAGAAACUAUGGCAAGCAGACUAUUUCUCCGAACAUGUAGCUUAACUUUGCGGGCACGACAAAACAUUUCGAUGAAAGUACAGCCUCGGGUCUUUGCCAGUGGAAGAGGUAUUCCAACUGAUGAUGAGCAGGCCGCGGGGUUAGAGCGACGCAUUUUGCAGGCGCUGAAAAAGGGACAGGAUCCAUACAGCAUAUUUAAACCAAAGCUGUAUGCGGGAACCAAAGAGGACCCUCACAUUGUCCCUGGAAUUAGCAACAAACGGCUGGUCGGCUGUCUCUGUGAGGAGGACAACACUGCUAUUGUGUGGUUCUGGCUUCAUGAGGGAAACCCCCAGCGCUGCCCCUCCUGUGGUUCACACUACAAACUCAUCCAUCAUAAACUGCCCCACUGAACAACUGCAGCAGGGACAGGAUGUCCCACUAUGAUUAAGCCCUCUCAUCCAGGUCUACUGUAAACCAGUGUGCAUGUAUUAAUCAUACUAUUCAAUAAAGCAUAUAUACACAAAAAA
This is a messenger RNA of Chanos chanos (milkfish), 574 nucleotides long. It is a transcript of the gene cox5b2, whose product is annotated as cytochrome c oxidase subunit 5B2. NCBI's taxonomy places the organism in Eukaryota, Metazoa, Chordata, Actinopteri, Gonorynchiformes, Chanidae. The transcript has 4 exons. Gene Ontology annotation, cellular component: respiratory chain complex IV; mitochondrial envelope. The coding region runs from base 74 to 457 and encodes 127 amino acids. The record is from RefSeq and is a predicted model, not a curated record. Gene Ontology annotation, biological process: mitochondrial electron transport, cytochrome c to oxygen.